UGUGUAGGGUUUAAUACUGCCUCCAUCGCCUCCAUUGUCUCUUCUCUUUCGCAGAAGCCUUCAGAAAGCUCUCUGCUUCUCCCAAAUCGCCAAAAAACAAUUCCGCCACUAAAACCUUGAGUCCCAAUUCUAGCGAGAGAGAAAUUCAAAGCGCAUUGAAGACAAGUCUCAACUUUCUCUGCAAAAUCUCAACUUUUUGGGCUCCGGAAAUGGCGGAGCUCCAAAGACAAUCGGAUGGGUUUGCGGAUCUAAUGGCCGAAUCGGAAACUGGGUCAAAUCCGCUUCAGAGGCGUAUUGAGUUCCACCGAGCGAGGAAGCCCUUCAAUGGGUUUAACACUGGCGGCGGUGACUUCCGGCUCGAGACCUUGAAUCACGGAAGCAGCGGCGGAAGCAGCUCUAGUCAGGGUCAGUCGGGUUUGAGUGCCAAAAAAAGGGAUGGGUCCGAGUUUUUGGAGAACGGGUUCGAUCCGGAGCUCAGCUUUGGCAUCACCUUCCGGAGAAUUGGUGCCGGUUUGAGGAAUAUGGGAAACACUUGUUAUCUCAAUUCAGUGUUGCAGUGUCUGACAUAUACUGAGCCUUUAGCUGCAUACUUGCAAAGUGGAAAGCAUCGAAAUUCAUGCCAUAUUGCUGGGUUUUGUGCUUUAUGUGCUAUCCAGAAGCAUGUUAGUCUUGCUCUACAAUCCACUGGGAGAAUUUUGGUGCCAAAGGAUCUAGUCAUUAACUUACAAUGCAUAUCUCGAACUUUCACUAAGUCUAGACAGGAGGAUGCACAUGAAUACAUGGUAAACUUGCUGGAGUCCAUGCAUAAAUGCUGUUUACCGUCUGGUGUGCCAAGCGAAUCCCCAAGUGCCUAUGAGAAGAGCUUGGUACACAAGAUCUUUGGCGGUCGCCUUCGAAGCCAGGUCAAGUGUAUGCAGUGCUCCUAUUGCUCCAACAAGUUUGACCCAUUCUUAGAUUUAAGUCUUGAAAUAUUCAACGCAGAUUCCUUGCAAAAAGCACUUGGAAACUUUACUGCAGCAGAACAGUUAGAUGGAGGGGAAAGGCAAUAUCAGUGCCAACGAUGCAACCAGAAAGUUCGGGCUCUCAAACAAAUGACUGUUCAAAAGCCUCCUUAUGUACUUACCAUCCAUUUGAAACGAUUUCGUGCACAUGAUCCUGGGCGAAAAAUUGACAGACAUGUAAAAUUUGGCCCCACAUUGGAUUUAAAGCCCUUUGUUAGUGGUUCCUAUGAAGGAGAUUUGAAAUAUACACUUUAUGGGGUUCUUGUUCAUUGUGGGGCUACCACCUAUUCUGGCCAUUAUUAUUGCUAUGUUCGCACAUCAAGUGGCAUGUGGUACUCCCUUGACGACAACCAGGUAUACCAAGUUAGUGAGAGGACUGUUUUAGAACAGAGGGCUUACAUGUUGUUUUAUGUCCGCGAUAGAAGAAAUAUAAUACCGAGGAAGCCUGUUGAAGUUGCUCGGAAGGAGAAUUUCAAUGCAAAUGGUGCUGGAUUAAAAACUCCUUCCACUAACAACCAAGGUUCCAAAGUACCCGUUCAGAAUGUUUCUGUUGAGGGCAGAUCAAGUGGUCCAUCCUCAUCUAUUGUUGUGACACAAAAGUCAACUAUAGUUCCACCUAUGGUGCCCCUUUUGAAGGAAGCAUCAGUUAAUUGCCAGACAAUGACAGAAAAUAUGGUGCCUAUGAAGGAACCUGCUUCAGAGUUGUCUCCAUCAUUAUCUCCCUUUCCAAGCAGCAAUGGUGGUGCUUCUGAGUCUAAAAAUGCGGCAGAAAAUACAGUGCCUAUGAAGGAACCUGUUUCAGAAUCUUCAUCAUCAGUACCAAAGGAUUCCUUGAAAGGGAUUUCCAUUCCAAUUCCUAAAUUGGGAAAAGAUAUGCUACCAUCAUCUCCAACCAGCAAUGGUGGCACUUCGGGUCCUGAAAAUGCCACAGCUGCAAAAGCUGAUGCCAAUAAAACUGAACUUAAUGAGAGAGGAAGGUCAAUUGAAAAUGGUGUUUCCAGUGUCAUAUCACCCAAUGUGAAGGACCCUGAAAGCCUUGAGGCUAAACCCAUACAAGAUGAGACCCCUUAUAAUAAUAAUGUAGUUUCCUCGAAGGGAGACUUGAGUAUGUCAUCCGGAGUUCCUAGCAGUACGAAAAAGGAGGGAAUUCACACUGUCAGAUCAUCAGAUGAACCAAGCUCUAAAAUUAGUCAGGUUGGAAGUUUUACCAGUGGAAGUGCUGCUUGUAAUGUUUUGGGUGAGAAGAUUAGUGAUUCUGGCCAAAAAGUGGUAAUUGACGAGUCAGCAAAUUUGCCAGGCUCAUCAAUUGUGGCAAAUGGAUCGUUGCUUGUAAAAUCUCCUGAUUGCAAACGCCAUAGAAAAUUGAAAAAGAAGCAGCUGAAGUCUAAGGCUGCAUGCAUGCAGUUACGACCUAGCUUACUUUCCCGGGUGGUCUUAAGUGUACAGAAGAAAAAGAAACACAAAAGGAGUAAGCACCCCUCUUCAGAUACCAAGAGCCUUCUUAAGGAACAUUUUAUGGACAAUUCUUGCUUAUAUGGCAUGGGGCCGUCUACAUCUGAGCAAACCCGGUCAAUUCCCUUGGUAAACCCUUCUAAGCGAAAUUCUAAGAGAAAGGGGACCAAAUCUGGCUUAAAAAACGAUGCAGACAGAACUGAUAAAAAGUGGGAAGUGAAAUCUCAUCGUGAUUCUUUAAUGGCUGUUCAAAAGGGAGUGUUUAGAGAAACUCUCGGUCAGAAUGGUACAGUUCUUGCAACUGAUAAAAGACUACAAAAUGGUAAUGUCUCUAGCUUGUGCUCAAAAGAAAACCUGCGGGAGAUGGGGGAAAAUGAUACCCCACUCAACCAUAAAAGAGACAGAACACAAAAUGGAGGGAUUGGUGUGCUAACCCGUGGCCUUGAUGAGACAGUCGUUGCUCGGUGGGACGGAAUAGAACUGCCUCGUUCUCAUAUUGUAGAAUCAAGCCGUGCAGAGAGCGUCAGCAUCGGUUAUAUACCCGAUGAAUGGGAUGAAGAAUAUGAUCGCGGAAAGAGAAAGAAGAUAAGGCAACCCAAAGAAACGUUUGGCGGACCAAAUCCAUUCCAAAGGAUUGCAACCCAGAGAUCAAAGGUGAAAAAGGAAAAGCUAGACAGGUACGGUUCUGGAAAUCACCCGCUCAGGAUAUGACGGAAGAAGGCGAAUUUCGACGAACAGAUUGUUGGUCUGCUGUUUUGUUUUCUUUAAGCUUUUGAGAGAGAUUGUAACAAGGGGUGAUUAUUUAUGUGUUGCAUUUGGAGUGUGGAGAGGAAGAGAGCUCUGAGCAGGCGAACUGUAUCUUACUGCUUUGGGAGAUUUCUCAUGGACGGAUAAUUGUAUUAGCUCGGUCCUUUGGAGAUGCAUUAAGAUUUUUGUAUUACUAUAUAUCUAUUUUUGGUCGCCUACAAUCAAUCACUAGAACUUUUGAUGGUUGUGUUCUA
Messenger RNA from Malus domestica (apple), 3454 nucleotides. Its product is annotated as ubiquitin carboxyl-terminal hydrolase 23. Gene Ontology annotation, cellular component: nucleus; cytosol. NCBI's taxonomy places the organism in Eukaryota, Viridiplantae, Streptophyta, Magnoliopsida, Rosales, Rosaceae. The record is from RefSeq and is a predicted model, not a curated record. Gene Ontology annotation, biological process: protein deubiquitination. Gene Ontology annotation, molecular function: cysteine-type deubiquitinase activity.